GCUCUCCCCCUCCUGUCUCGUACUUACAACCAGCCGGCAGCCUCAAAAUAAAAGCAGAAAGCUGAAAAAGUUACUCAGAGGCUCUUCAAAUCUAACGAAGCCAGAGAAACACAGGAAGUGGGAGGGUAUACUCUGUGUCAUUUUCACAGGACAGAAGAGUAAUACGCGCCUGUACUCCUGUUAUCUCACAGUCAGCCUGCUCCCACAACAGCAGCCUCCAUCACCACAGUGAGGGACUUGUAGCAGUGAUCCAGUCUCCGAGCAAGUCCUUAUUUCCUGUAAAAGGCAAAACAAUCUGCACCGAAAAUGGGAUGUUUUGGAUUCCUCAAGGUCAUGAUGUUUGUCUUCAAUGGCAUCAUCUUUUUGGCGGGUGCUGCCAUACUUGGUGUCGGGAUCUGGGUUAAGGUGGACAGCGGCUCCAUCCUCGGCUUUCUUGGGAAAAUCGAAAAUGCACCAGCACAGCUCAGUCAGGUGCUCAACGUGGGCUACCUACUGAUCGCGAUAGGAGCGCUCCUGCUCGUCAUCGGAUUUCUGGGCUGCUGUGGAGCCAUCAGAGAAAGCAGGUGCAUGCUGCUGCUGUUUUUUAUCAUAGUCCUGCUGGUCUUCAUAGCCGAGGUUGCAGGAGCAGUAGUGAUCUUGGUAUUCAGACCUUUGGCUGACCAGUUGUUUAACCAGUUUGGCACAGCAGCAGUUCAGAACAUAAAGAAGGACUACGGAGCAAAUGCUGACGUCACAGGACUGUGGAAUACUACAAUGAGCACAUUGAAAUGUUGUGGGUUCUACAACGCCUCAGACUUCGUGGGCUCUCCAUAUUAUGUGGCGAACAAUCAACGAUACCCACCGCAGUGCUGUGGAGACACUGACAACCCAUGUAAUCAAACAUUGGCUGAUGCGAUGGCAGCAACUGGCUGCUUCCCAAAGAUCAAGCAGCUGAUUGAUGACAACACAGUGGUUAUUGUAGGAGUGGCCCUGGGAAUUGCGGUUCUGGAGAUAUGUGCCAUGGCUGUCUCCAUGAUCCUUUUCUGCAAAAUAAAAUCCCGGAGUGCCUAACUGCAAAUGGCGAAGGCUUUAGACAGAACAGUUUUUAGUCCCUAUUAUGGCCUGUAGAGGAGUGAAGGGCUACAUCUUUAUCCUACAGAAAUGCCUCAUCGUCUUGAUUUAUUCUUUUCAGAUUUUGUGCAAUCAGAAUUACUGAAAGAUAUAACGAAUCUAUUUUUAAUACAUUUAAGUCUAUCUAACAGAUCCCAUACAUGAAUGUACAUGAUCUAUUUCUAUACUUCUGUACUACACUUGCUACACACCAUCUACUUCACCAGAGAUUAUUGCAAAGGUCAAGCAGGGCUACUACCUGUAACAAACGGUUAGUUCAUGAGGAAUUACAUGAAGACUUCUCUCAUUGUGAUAGUGAAACAAAGGUAGGUAUGUUGGACACGGGAACCACUAUUGUGAAUGUCACUGAUAUGAUAUAGCUUGUGAAACAGUGACAGAAAUGAUCUGUUAUGUGUAUGUACAUGUUGUAAGGUGAUCAAUUUUGAAAUAAAGUGCAAAGUAUUUGUAA
This is a messenger RNA of Scatophagus argus, 1558 nucleotides long. It is a transcript of the gene tspan34b, whose product is annotated as tetraspanin 35. Lineage: Eukaryota; Metazoa; Chordata; Actinopteri; Scatophagidae. Gene Ontology annotation, cellular component: membrane. The record is from RefSeq and is a predicted model, not a curated record. The transcript is spliced from 8 exons. The coding region runs from base 307 to 1050 and encodes 247 amino acids.